Molecule: messenger RNA, 510 nt
Organism: Mizuhopecten yessoensis (Yesso scallop)
Lineage: Eukaryota; Metazoa; Mollusca; Bivalvia; Pectinida; Pectinidae
Exons: 1
Coding region: 1-510 (169 amino acids)
Source: RefSeq, a predicted model, not a curated record
AUGAAAGUGACGUCCGUGCCUCGAGGUAACAUUGACUUUACCAAGGACAACCUGUUCAUAGGACAGAUGCCCGAGAAGAUCGUCCUGGGCUUGGUCGAUACGGACGCGUUUGACGGUACCGCCACCAAAAAUCCUUUCAAUUUCAAACACUACAAUGUCGAUUACGUGUGUCUUAAUGUGGACGGGAAACAAAUUCCCGCCAAGCCAUUACAGCCGGACUUCACGAACGGUCAGUACGUACGCAUUUACAUGAAUCUCUAUACGAGCACGGGUAAAAUUUACAACGACGAGGGAAACAAUGUGCCUCGAGAUGAAUUCGGGAAAGGAUACACCCUGUUCGGAUUUGACCUCACGCCCGACCUGUCGGAGAUGGGCACAUUUCAUCUCAUAAAAAGCGGAAACAUGAGUCUACAACUUCAUUUCAAUGCGAUUUUAACAGCGACGGUCAACGUCAUAGUGUAUACAGAGUUUGACAACAUCAUAGAAAUCGACCACAACAGACAGUUUUAA